AUGGAUUCCGUUGGACGUGCACGUGGACGUGGUCGAGCUAAUUUAUUUAAUUUAACUGGCCAAACGGAUGUUAAUCCUCGGCCAGGUGCAUUUGCAAAUUCUGCUGCAGCUGUUUCAUCAUUCUCAGCAACUAGUUCGGCCUCAUCUGUACUAACAUCAACAACGCCUACAGAAAAACAACCACCAACAUCAACAGGGACGUCAUAUGAACCUGUAUCUUCAACGACAAAAUCAACUAUUGAUAAGCCUCGUCGUGGAAAUGCACCUGUAAUAAUGUCAGCACCACGAGGCAAAGGUGUUGAACAUCUUGUAUCCGAUUUAGCUACUCUAUCGACAAGCGACCGUCAAACUGGUUCCGGACGAGGAACACCAUGGUCAAAUAUAGGCCUACCAAAAACGAAACCAUCUCAUAUUGAUGAUAAACGAGGUGUUAGUGGUGAUCCCAUUAGUAUUGUUGCGAAUUAUAUUCGUAUUCUAUCGAAACCAACAUGGCAACUUUUUCAAUAUCAUAUUGAUUUCAAUCCCGAAGAAAUGGUCGUACAACGAAAAAUGCGUCGAGAAAUGGUUCUUCAACAUAAACAAAUUUUGAAAGAUGUAGCUUUCGAUGGAACGACGCUUUAUUCAUUUGAAUAUAUUGGCGAUGAACGAACAUUUCAAUGUCAACAUACAGUCACCGGCGAUCCUGUUGAAAUGCGUCUUCGUUUAACAGCAAAAAAUUCACCGGAUUCACCAAAUUUCUUUCAUCUUGCCAAUUUAAUUGUUCGAAAAUUAUUAGAAUUAUCUGGCUUAAGACUCAUCGGUCGAAAUUAUUAUCAAUUCGAUCGUAAAGUUGAUUUAGAACGUUAUCGUUUAACACUUUUCCCUGGAUUUUUAACUAAUGUCAAUAUUUAUGAAGGUUCAUUGAUGAUUAAUGUUGAUUUAUCACAUAAGGUAUUAAAUAAAACUACUGUAUUCAAUCGUCUUCAAGACAUAUUUACACAAUUUGUUGAUUUUAAACGUGCACAAGAUGAAGCAACAAAAGAACUUGUCGGACAAAUUGUGUUGACAACCUACAAUUCAAAAACAUACAAAAUCGAUGAAAUAGCCUGGGAUAAGUCUCCGAAUUAUACAUUCAAAAAACGAGAUGGUACCGAUGAAACUUUAGUUAAAUAUUAUUAUGAUCGUUAUCAAUUGAAAAUUGAAGACAUAACUCAACCGUUACUUAUAAGUAAACCAUCGAAAAAAGAUCGACGUGCUGGACAAACAGGUCCACUUAUGCUUAUUCCUGAAUUGUGCUGUGUGACAGGUAUAUCCGAUGUCAUGCGAUCGGAUUUUCAAUUUAUGAAAGAAUUAGCAACUCAUACACAUAUUGGGCCAAUGUCACGUUUUGAGAAAUUAACAGAAUUUUGCCAUGAUAUUCAAAAUAAUCAAGAAGCUAAAGAUGAAUUGAAAAAAUGGGAAAUUAGUAUAGAUACAGGUUUAGUUGAAUUCGAUGGUCGUCUUCUUGAAUCCGAACAAAUUCUUUAUGCAAAUCGUUCUAUUCGUUAUAAACAUGACGAAGCUGAUUGGAGCCGAGAAGGCCGCAGUUUAAAACAUAUAUCAUGUAAAAAUCUCAAAAAUUGGAUUGUUUUCUAUCCAUCAUCAUUACGUGAACUGGGUGAUGAACUUAUUAAUGCACUUUAUCAAGUAUGUGUACCAUUUGGAAUGGAAGUUGAAUAUCCAACUGUAAUGCAAUUACCAAAUGAUCGGCCUGAAACAUAUUUAAGUGCAUUGCCAGAAAAGAUUCAGAAAAAUACAGAUCUCGUUCUUUGUGUAUUACCAAAUAAUCGCAAAGAUCGAUACGAUGCUUUGAAAAAAUACAUGUGUCUUGAUAAUCCAGUACCUUCUCAAAUGGUUUUGGCGAAAACAAUUUCCAAGAAAAAUCAACUUAUGUCUGUUGCGACUAAAAUUGGUAUUCAAUUAAAUGCAAAGCUUGGCGGUGAAAUUUGGGGUGUGACUAUUCCGUCGAAAACAUUGAUGGUUAUUGGUAUGGAUUCAUAUCACGAUUCAAAAAGAAAAGGUGCAAGUGUGGGCGCAUUUGUUGCUUCGACAAAUGUCACAUGUACCCGAUUCUAUUCACGAGUUAUUUAUAAUCGUACAGCUCAAGAAUUGAUGGAUGGUUUACAACAAUGCAUGCGAGAUUCGCUCAAAGAAUAUCAUCGAGUCAAUAAUACAUUACCGGAAAAAAUUGUACUCUAUCGAGAUGGUGUCUCCGAUGGUCAAUUAGCUAUCGUUGCAGAACAUGAAUUACCUCAAAUUAUUGAUACAUUUCCUAAAAUAAUGCCUGGAUAUCAGCCGAAACUUGCAGUAGUUAUUGUUAAAAAGAAAGGAAAUGCUCGAUUCUUUGCUAAAAUGGGAAGUACAUCAAUGGUCAAUCCUCCACCGGGUACAAUUAUCGAUCAUACAGUUACUAAUGCUGAAUGGUAUGAUUUCUAUCUAAUUUCACAAUGUGCUCGGCAAGGAACAGUUGCGCCGACUCAUUACAAUAUAAUUUGGGAUCGAACAAAUUUCAAAGUCGAUCAUAUGCAACGGCUUACUUUUAAACUUACUCAUUUAUAUUAUAAUUGGCCAGGAACAAUUCGUGUGCCAGCCGUUUGUCAAUAUGCUCAUAAAUUGGCUUUUCUUGUUGGUCAAAGUUUACAUCAGGAUUUCAAUCCUGAACUAGCUGAUCGCCUUUUCUAUCUAUAA
Molecule: messenger RNA, 2706 nt
Organism: Rotaria socialis
Lineage: Eukaryota; Metazoa; Rotifera; Eurotatoria; Philodinida; Philodinidae
Source: the annotation of a GenBank genome assembly